Meira miltonrushii is the source of this 1272-nucleotide messenger RNA. RefSeq names its product NAD(P)-binding protein. The transcript has a single exon. The record is from RefSeq and is a predicted model, not a curated record. Gene Ontology annotation, cellular component: endoplasmic reticulum membrane. Gene Ontology annotation, molecular function: 3-dehydrosphinganine reductase activity. Bases 48 to 1058 code for a protein of 336 amino acids. NCBI's taxonomy places the organism in Eukaryota, Fungi, Basidiomycota, Exobasidiomycetes, Exobasidiales, Brachybasidiaceae. Gene Ontology annotation, biological process: sphingolipid biosynthetic process.
GUCCGAAAAUGUUUUUUUAACUUUUUCUGUCAUUCAUUCUUCCAUACAUGAUGAAAGAAUCGAUUUGGAUUGCAACCGCUUUUGUAUUAGUGAUCCCGCUUCUCUUCGUCAUGAGAUCUACAAAAUGGUCAGUCAAAGGCAAGCAUGUGUUCAUAACAGGAGGCUCUCAAGGAUUAGGUUUGGCUUUGGCAGAAUUGGUCGUGUCAAAAGGAGCAGAUGUGACAAUCUGUUCACGUUCUCAAGCCAAAUUAGAAUCGGCUGUUGAAGAGAUCAAGAAAUUUGCUGAAUCUGGUCAGAAAGUCGCUUAUGUUGCUGCAGAUGUGAGCACUUUCGAAGGUGCACGAAAGGCCUUAGAGCUCGCAUCUGGACAAGAUCAAGGAAAGGUGGCCAGAGUACCAGAUGUAGUGUUUUGUUGUGCAGGUGCAUCCAAGCCAGGGUACUUUCUAGAGCAAGACGAAUCACACUUUACAGAAGGGAUCAAGACAAUUUAUAUGACGGCUCUUUCAACAGCACAUGCAGCUACCCAAUUAUUCGUUGCCAACAAAAAGUGGGAUGGAAAGUUGGUUUUGACAGGCUCAACGUUGAGCUUUGUGGGUAUUGUUGGAUAUGCGCAAUAUGCACCGAUGAAAUGGGCUAUUCGUGGUUUGGCAGAGACUUUACGAUCGGAAUUCUUGCUUUAUAAAGGUCUAAGUGUGCAUGCAUACUUUCCCGGUACGAUUCUUUCACCCGGAUUUAUCGAAGAGGAAAAGACCAAACCCAAAGUCACACAAUCGAUUGAAGAUGGCGAGAAAGGAGGACAGAUGCCAAUGCAAUGUGCAAAAAAAUUGUUAAAAGGAGUUGAGAAUGAUGUCUUUCUCAUCACUUCUGAUUUUGAUACCGAGCUAUUGCGAGUAGCAACUUCUGCUGGAGGUGCAUGUCCAGGCAACAAUUUCGUGGUAGAUAGGAUCAAAUCCAUCAUAGCUCUCAUAGGGGUAACAUUCUGGCGAAUAUUCACUGCUGAUGCUUCUAUUCGAAAGUUCGCAAAGCAGAGUCCUGAUCAGGUGCCAGGGCUGCAAUGAUAAUCUGGCUAGAUUGCAAAGGUGAUGGCGAACACAACAUCCUUAUGGCUUGUGUAUAUCAGUAGCAUUUGGUGGUAACAUUGUCAUGUUUGAUCGUGGGAAGGUGAGAUGGAAUCAUUCUCUCGGAUAAUGAUUACUAUCAUUGCCAUCUUCAAAACCAGUGCUUGUAUUCUAUACCAUUAUAUAUUCAUAAUAUAUGAAUAAUACAUGUGAU